Molecule: messenger RNA, 3949 nt
Organism: Bombyx mori (domestic silkworm)
Lineage: Eukaryota; Metazoa; Arthropoda; Insecta; Lepidoptera; Bombycidae
Gene: RASSF8
Product: ras association domain-containing protein 8
Exons: 10
Coding region: 659-2050 (463 amino acids)
Biological process (GO): signal transduction
Source: RefSeq, a predicted model, not a curated record
CUUUUUGGCGGGAAUGCGAGGAGUGAAGUUGUGUGAUUUGUUUUAUUUUGUCUAUUUAGUGUUUCUUCGGGUUUAAAUGUGUAAUAGUGGUGGUUUAUUAACUGUUUAAUAUCUAUGAAAGUGCACAAAUGUGGGAAAAUGAAACAAAGCCGCUGGACGUAACUUCUCGGGAUCCUACAAAAAAAUCCACUGAAAAAAUCUUAGUAGAUGACCACCAUUUUACUGAGAUUAUAUUUCAUCCCAUAUCAUUUCAUUUAAUUUCAUCCCAGUAUAUUAAUAUCUCAAAUUAAUCAUCUUCAUUUCAUUUCAUUUCACUCCAUAUUAUCUUUGUUCAUAAAAGUAAGAAUAUAAAUUAAAAUAAGACAUGACUUAAAGAUCUUAGUUACCAGGUCAUAAAAUCCCUUAUAAAAAUAUCAUACUCUUUGACGGUGGACUUCAUAUUUCAUAGCUGUCAAAAAAAAGCUAUUUGCAACUGCUACACUCUGCAUCGCUCAUCACUAGUACAAUAUAUUGGUUUUAUUUUCUUUUAGUAUUUUUGGUAUGUUUGACGUGCGUUACCUAUCACUGUACCCACAACGGAGAUGCUGGGCUGGUUAAAGAACUUUAUAAAAUGAUAUCCUAGUCAAAGGUGUUUCAAAGCGUUGCUUAUUAUUUCUAUAUGGAGCUGAAGGUCUGGGUCGAGGGAAUACAAAGAAUCGUCUGUGGGGUCACCGAGACAACAACUUGUCAGGAUGUAGUUUUCGCGUUAGCACACGCUACUGGUAAAGUCGGCAGAUUCACUCUCAUAGAACGAUGGCGAAACAACGAGAGACUUCUGGCACCCCAAGAAUUCCCACUGAAGAUUUUGAUGAAGUGGGGAGAAUACUCAAAUGAUAUUCAAUUUAUAUUGAGGAGAUCUGAACCAGGCAGCAGCUCGAAGCCUUCACCACCACAGUUGAACUCCAGGUCUAUUGGGAAUAGCAGUCACAACACUUCUAAUCCAAAUAUGCUGGAGAACAGAAUUUCUCCAAAUAGAAUAAAUGCUAUACCAAAUUACAAUAAUAAUGUCAACAACACUUCUCCUGGAAAUCCUGUAGGAGUUGUAAAAGGGAUUCAGCAAUCAAAAACACUGGAAUCUGAUAGCACAGGAUCAAAAGAUGUACCCCCUUACAGGGAACCGCCCCCACCAUAUCGUUCUCCCCCACCUCCAACUCAAGCUCUCCAAAAAUCUCCAAAUCGUAUGAGAGUUCUACAAGGCCCUCAUAUGUCACCUGUGAACUUAACUGAAGAAUCCACCGAGAAUCGAAGCCCUGAAGCAGUUAGUUACAACACACAGUACAGGGAACUUGUGUCGCUUGUUAACUAUCAGAGAGAAAAGCUCUCUAGUCAGCAGGUUGAUCUUAUUAAGUAUGAUGCGGAAAUUGGUUACUGGGAGAAUAAAGGCAGAGAACAAGAACGUCAGGUUGAACUUUUGCAACAACAAAUCAGCUCAGCUGACAAUCAGCUGAGAAUUAGUACAGAACAGGUACAGGCAUUAACUUUUGUGGAAGAAGAAAGUGAGGUAGUCAAACAAAACGAAAAGACUUUAAGAUCUGAGAUAGUGUUGAUGCGCUCUAAGCUUGCCAACUGUGAGACAGAACUUUUGCAAUGUAAGAAUAAAAUAAGAAAAUUAAUGGAGGAAAUACACAAUGAACAGAGGAUUAUCAGUAGUCGACAGCAGGAAAACAGACAAGCACUGGAGCGGUCAAUGUUGGCUGAAAUGGAAAACUUACAGAGUCAAAUACAACAAGCUAAGCAUGCUACAGAAAUCAACCACCUAACUGCAGAGAAUCUCAAACGAGAGGUGGGCGUCUUAGAAAAUGCUAUAAUGGAGAAAAAGAGGCAAGUAGAGCGUUUAGUUCAAGAAAUGAAAGAGGCAAAUCUUCAAAGUUUAACCGGCAGCGUGGAUGAGCUACGACACCCGUUAGAUGGACUUUGCAAAGCUGGUAGCGCUCGUAGAAUUAUAGGAUCUCCGAGGCAGCUUGAAAAUGCAGCGCCUACAAACAAAAAUCCACAUGGUGUAUGGGUGUAAAUCAUAUCAGUAUCAGUAAAAUAUAAUGUCGCCAUAACGACAACCAGCAUAAUAUAAACUCGAAAUGAUAUUCAAUACUAAAAUCUUACCUUUUUCGUGUUUUUACGCAUGCAAAUUGUUCAUAAAUUAUGAACAGUAGCCUACUGGUUAAGUGAAAUAUUUAAAAAAAGUUACAUAUACAGCAUUAUUUGUGUUAAAAACCGUAUUUAGUAGCCAAUUUAACAAUUUAUUUAGUUUAUUUUAUUAGUACUUGUGUUCAAAUAUGUGUCAUAUUUAAAGAGUAUUGUCACAAAUUAUGUGUGUUAGUUUAUAUUGUCGAGGUUUUAAUAAUAUGAUAAAAAGUACUUACGGUUUGAUCUCACAUUUACUUAUUUUGCACCCUAUGAUGUAUAAAUACUUUCACAGUUGUUCCGUGGUGGCGUCACACCAGAGAAUGAUUUCAUGUUAAAAAAAUUAUAUCGCGUCCCCUACAUGAAACUUGAUUAAACUAAGUUGGAACCGUAUUUUUUAAACCAUUUACGUUGACUUCAUUUGAGUGUAAAUAAGAGUAUAAUAUUGAGCUCAUUUUUUAAAUUUUUUACCUCAUUUUUUCAACUCUACUGAAGCAGUUUCAAAGAGAACGAAGAAGACUUGGGGGGGGGGGGGGGGAGGUCUCAAAACGCGCAGUUUUUAAAGUUUUUUUUUACUGUGAUCAAAUUCAUUUUUUGACAUAAAAAAUGGCUGAUUUACAUUCAUUUAAGUUAUUAUCCAAAUAUUAUAGACCGCCUUACCAAAUAUUAAAUUUUUUUUUGCAGUUUGAGUAAAUUUAGUGAAACUUUAUUUUCCAAAAAAUCCCAAACAUAAAUGUAUGGUAGACCACAUUAUAAUAAACUCAUUUAAAGUUAUUUUUGCAGUAUUGUAGAUAAUAUAGCAACUGUGCAAAUAAUUUUCAGGUACCCUAAACCCUAAAAUAAAUUAUUAACAUUGAAAGUAUUAUACCAUCUUGCCCUAUUGUUUAUAUUUUAUUGAUUGUUUUAAAGUUAAUGUGGGGUAGUGAGUAAUAAACGAAUGAUGUAAAAUUAAUACCUUUAUAAUUUUACAUCUAAUAUUACAAAAUGUAUAUUUAUGAACCAUUUUUAUAAAAUGCAUUUAUUUCUUAAAAUUGGUUAAAGAUAAAAAAAAUAACGCACCGCAAAUGUAUGAUAUAGCGGUCAUAUUUGACAAAAAAUAACCUUUUAUCACUUUAUAUUUGAGUCGUCUAUUAUCAAAGGUGGCAAUCUGUACAUUUGGACAAAAAAAUGUUAUUGAUAUGUCAAUACAGAUUGAUUUGAAUAUAAUCGUCUCCUUCAAAGAAUACGGUUCAAAACCUGCAUUAAAUAAAGGUUAAUAGUUAACCUGUUAUUUAUCUAAGAUGUCGUUCCGAAGAGUUUUGUGACUGCCAAUGGAAUACAAAGUCAAUAAUUCGUUUUUCUGAUUUUCCAAUAAUUGUCCAAAAGUCAGAUUGCCGGCUUUGAUAAUAGUCGACUCAUUUAAGCUAAAUUGAAUAUGUAUUAAGAUUUCGUUUUAAUACUUUUGUAGCAUUUUCCAUGUAUUGUGUUGAAACAUUAGGCGUGUGUUAUUUGACCGUGAUAUAUUGGUACUAAUUAGAGGAAUGUUAUCCAGUUUAUUAAUUUAUAUCCAAUAAGUGUACUAUAUUUUAUAAUUGCUAUAUAGCAAUAAUUUUAAUUGAUCUAGUCGAAAAUAUUAGCCAUUACAAUAUUGUAUAAAAUCGAUUACUUAUUAAGGAGUAUUGAAACGGCAUUUAUGUUAAUCAAAUAUUCAGCAUGUAUUAUUCUCAUUACUUAACUGUACGGAAUGAAUUAAUGGUGUUUAGAUGAAUUGUAUACCUACUUCGUGUUUAAAAUAAAGUUUAAAUCACUC